This is a messenger RNA of Chaetomium strumarium, 1176 nucleotides long. RefSeq lists its product as uncharacterized. The record is from RefSeq and is a predicted model, not a curated record. The coding region runs from base 1 to 1176 and encodes 391 amino acids. The transcript is spliced from 2 exons. NCBI's taxonomy places the organism in Eukaryota, Fungi, Ascomycota, Sordariomycetes, Sordariales, Chaetomiaceae.
AUGCAGCCGGGUAAUUCUCCGACUUCCGUUGCGAGCGAAACCGCCGCUGUCCAGGGGCAGCCGCUCAAGCAGUGCUACAAAGCCGUGGACCGGCCCGACAAUAAUGGAAAAGAGCGUGAAACGUCUCCGAUCCGGAUCAGUGAGACUCCGAUCCAGUUGCCGGACCCUGAAUACCGCCAUGUCCCCGCGUCCGUCAGCCGCAAGAGAAGCAACACCGUGAGGGCAGAGCCUUCGCCGAGCCGUACGCAGCAGACGUCCUGGACGCCGCAGAACCGCCGGCCGAACAAGCGCAAGAAAGGCUCGAACCCGCUCGGGAACGACAGUGGCAGCGAUUCCGACUCCGACGCCGGCUCAAACCGGAAGCUUAACCGCGAUGAAGACGGCGUCAGCGGCGCCCGCCGCCGACCCGCCGAGCCCAGUGAUACCUCCGAGCCACUUCUGCCGAGCCGCGUGGCCAUCGAACGAGAGAAGAGCGAGCGCAUGGAGCUUUUCCGGACGCUGAGAAAAGUGACCGACGAAUGGGAUCGCACCCGGCGUCAUCGCGAAAGCAAUGAUCUGGAAUCCAAGUUGAGAUCGCACUACAGCACGUUCCGCCGUUGCUGUGCCUAUGUUCUUCAAGAGUUCAAAAACGAUCUGGAAGACUUGAAAUGGAUGGACCGCUGGACUUUGGUGAUUGAAGAGCAGGAAACCAAUCGCAAGUGCUUUUUCGAUGAGGUCCUGGACGGCUACAUUGAGAAAAAGCUCUCGGAAGAGGGUCAGAGCGGCAACGAGGCCGGUGAGAGGCUCCGGAGCACGAUGCAUGUCCAGCAGGAAUUUUGUCAGGGCAUUAUUGUGCCAUGGGUUGCCUCUUUGGUGCUGUUAAAAGGACCCACCGCUGUGACCGUCAGAGACUAUAUCUCUGAGGAGGAGUUGAGGGUGCUGAGAUGGACAUGGUUCAGCGACCCAUCCAUGCCCUGGGGAUCGUACUGGCGGUACGUAGUGUACCCCAGACGCGAAGAUUCAGAGGGUUUACAACGCACGCUUUUUAAGGUGAGCAUGGACGAAGAGCUUCUGGGGAUGUGCACGCCGAGUGGCAAGUUUCUUGAUCUGGACAAGAUGCGCGAUCUCCAAAGUGCCAUACCUCCGUGGUUUCCAAGGGGUCACACAAGUUGUAUGGAGGCUUUCUUAAAGAACUAG